This is a messenger RNA of Poecilia reticulata (guppy), 2699 nucleotides long. It is a transcript of the gene selenoi, whose product is annotated as selenoprotein I. Gene Ontology annotation, biological process: phosphatidylethanolamine biosynthetic process. Lineage: Eukaryota; Metazoa; Chordata; Actinopteri; Cyprinodontiformes; Poeciliidae. Gene Ontology annotation, cellular component: Golgi apparatus; endoplasmic reticulum membrane. The record is from RefSeq and is a predicted model, not a curated record. Gene Ontology annotation, molecular function: ethanolaminephosphotransferase activity.
UGGUGAAGGAGUGGCUCUGGUGGUUCGACUUGACAUCACCUCACCCGGCGUGAAAGACGGCGGCUAAGCUAGAUGGUACUCCGAAUCGGCAGCUAGCGUGAAGGAUUUGCACCUCCAGAGGAAGAGCUACCUAGCCAAACUGUACCGCCAUGGCUCUUUACGAAUAUGUCACAAAGGAGCAGCUGGCGGGGUUCGACAGAUAUAAGUACAGCGCCGUGGACACGAAUCCCCUGUCCGUCUACGUUAUGCAUCCUUUCUGGAACUUUUUAGUGAAGUUUUUACCAACAUGGCUGGCUCCAAACCUCAUCACAUUCACUGGUUUCAUGUUCCUCGUGCUGAACUUCCUCAUGUUGGCCUUCUACGACUUCGACUUCACUGCCUCUUCUGCAGGAAACCAGCAUGUGCCUAGCUGGGUGUGGGUGGCUGCUGGGAUCUUCAACUUCUUAGCCUACACUCUCGACGGCGUCGACGGGAAACAGGCUCGCCGCACCAACUCCUCGACGCCACUGGGGGAGCUGUUCGACCACGGCCUGGACAGCUGGGCGUGCAUCUUCUUCGUGUCCACCGUGUACUCCAUAUUCGGGCGCGGGGAGAGCGGCGUGGGCGUGGUCACGCUCUACUUCAUCCUGUGGGUGGUGCUGUUCUCCUUCAUCCUGUCCCACUGGGAGAAAUACAACACGGGCAUCUUGUUUUUGCCCUGGGGCUAUGACGUCAGCCAAGUGACAAUCUCCCUUGUUUACUUGGUGACUGCUGUGGUGGGAGUGGAGACCUGGUACCAGCCAGUGAUCUUUAACCUUCUCUACAGGGACCUCUUCACCUUCAUGAUCAUAGGCUGCUCGUUUACUGUGACAUUACCCAUGAGCCUCUACAACGUCUUGAAGGCUUACAGGAGCAACACUCUGAAGCACAGCAGCCUGUACGAAGCCUUCCUGCCUUUCCUGUCCCCCGUCCUCCUCUUCGUCUUGUCCACCGCCUGGGUCAUCUUCUCCCCGUCCAAGAUCCUGGACCUGCAGCCCAGGAUGUACUGCCUCAUGGUGGGGACGGCGUUCGCCAAUGUCACAUGUAAGCUGAUCGUGUGUCAGAUGAGCAACACGCGCUGCGAGCCGCUGACCUGGCUGCUGCUGCCGAUGACGGUGGUGGUGGGCGGAGCCGUCACGGGGGUCUUCACCAACGAGACGCUGCUGCUUUACUUAUGGACGGCGGUGGUCAUCCUCACACACAUACACUACGGCGUAUCAGUGGUGAAGCAGCUCAGCGACCAUUUUAGCAUCUUUGCCUUCUCGCUGAAGAAGCCCAGCCGGGACUGACAGGAGGAGGAACGAAUCGGCCUGACGGCGGCAGAGGUCUAAGCUGCUCCUCUGUUCCACCUAACGACACUUCACCCUCACCGCGGAAACAGAGCCCCUCCCCCCUCCACAAAAAGGACGCUGCAAGUGAAAUGGACAGUGGCCCUUCUCUAACACACACACACAUGCAAACACACGACAAACACAUUCACACUCGAACACACAUUCCCAAAGCGAACCGAUCAGAGUCUGGUCACGGCGACGGGGUUGGGCCCUGGGGCCUCUGGCUUUUGUCACUGGUGAUUGGCCGUCUUUGUCGAGCCAAUGAGGUGCUAUUGUUUCCUACGGAAAUGCGCUUCCGUCAGGUCGGACGGGAGCCCGCAGAAGCCACGAGACUUUACCGGGGGGCCCCCCGUCAUUAUCCGGAGCAUUCAGGAUCUCUUCAUCCAAACCUCAAUAAUUAAACUGAAGCUAGUUUUCCGAGUCAAGACCUUUAACAGUUUGCUCCGUUGGGUCGGCUCGCAAAGACGGAUGUGUGAGCUAAACACAGAUUAUAAGGGUAAUCUCUGAAGCCACAUAGUAUUAUGAAUGUAUAGUAAUGCCCUGGAGAAACGCCUUUUCAGUUUAAAUGUCUGAACAGGAAUGUCUGAAGGAGUGUUGUCGAUCAAACCUGGGAACACUGGGAAACAGUAGCUCCAGUUUUGUCCAGAAUUUAAACGUUUGCUCAAUUCCCCCUUCUUUUUUUUUUUUAUCUUCCGGUGACUCAUCUGUGGUAAACGUUAAUAACUUCUUGUAUAUAUUCUAAAAACAUUGUUUGGGGUGAAACUUUUGUAACGAAGCCUGAAAAAGUGUAAACUAUUGGACACAUUUCCCUUCUAACUAAUUAUUGACUAACUGGGGCGAGACUCAAAUCAGGUUGACCUCUACUAACCCUCUUAGUUUUUACUCGAGUACCAGCUCUCCCUUCCCUCUGAGGUGUCGUGUUUUCACGCUGAUUCGUUCUUCUACUUCUUAUUUUUUUCAUUUCAUUUUAUUUUUUUUUAAUCCGUUUUGCCAACGCUUCUCUCUGCGGUAGUUAUGUUGCGCAGCGCUUGAAUGAAGAGUGCGUCCAAAAACCGCCAGCGGAGCGGACUCACUCUGAGGGACCAAGCCUCCGCACAGGACAGCGCAAAACCUAUGAACGCCGCUGGUUGUCUUGGGUUUUCUUUUCAUUUCUUUUUCUACAAUGUGGCGUAGGGUUAGCGUCAUUUUUGUCAUUGUUUUUCAGGAUGUUAAACGCCACACGUCUUUUUGUCUCCAAGUUGGCGGGGUUUUUAUGUUCGACUUUUUCACAAAACAAGGUUUAAGUUUGUUGAGGUGGACAUUUCUCACAACUGAAGAUGCACCAGUCAGGGCUUCCCUGGCCAAUACCGA